Camarhynchus parvulus is the source of this 858-nucleotide messenger RNA. It is a transcript of the gene VAMP3, whose product is annotated as vesicle associated membrane protein 3. Gene Ontology annotation, molecular function: syntaxin-1 binding; SNAP receptor activity. Gene Ontology annotation, cellular component: plasma membrane; SNARE complex. The record is from RefSeq and is a predicted model, not a curated record. Gene Ontology annotation, biological process: vesicle-mediated transport; SNARE complex assembly; vesicle fusion. The coding region runs from base 169 to 483 and encodes 104 amino acids. Lineage: Eukaryota; Metazoa; Chordata; Aves; Passeriformes; Thraupidae. The transcript is spliced from 5 exons.
CCCGAGCCCGCCCCGGGCUCGGCUCUCGCCCAUCGUCCCGGUCCCAAUCCCGCCCUGAGCCCGCCCCGGGCCCGCCCCGUGACUCGUCAGCGCGGGGCGCCGCGCGCAGUUCCCGCUGGACCCGCCCGGGCGCUGCCGCCGCGGCCCCGUUCUCGUCCCUCCGCCAGGAUGUCGGCCACUGUCCCUGGGAGCUCAAACAUGGCUGCUGGCAGCAAUCGCCGGCUUCAGCAAACCCAGCACCAAGUGGAUGAGGUUGUUGACAUCAUGAGGGUGAACGUGGACAAGGUUCUGGAGCGGGAUCAGAAGCUGUCAGAGCUGGAUGACCGAGCUGAUGCCCUGCAAGCAGGAGCCUCCCAGUUCGAGACCAGCGCAGCCAAGCUGAAGAGGAAGUACUGGUGGAAGAACUGCAAGAUGUGGGCAAUAUUGAUAGGUGUUGUUGUCAUUAUCAUCAUCAUCAUUAUUGUCUGGAGUGUGUAUUCAUGAAUUAGAAGAAGAAACUCAAUUCAACUGAAGGUGCCUUUGGGAAUCUACUUCAGCCUCUCCACUUCAAACCUGCUGCCUUCUCAGCCCGUUUACUGCUGUUUAAAGCAAACCUAUUUUGAUUAUCGAGAUGUUAACUAACUUUACUGGUGGCCUUAAGACACUCCUGUCAUUAAUUACUAACCAGCACAGCUCGCGGUGCCUCAAUGGUCCGAGCCCCGCCCCUCGGCCCCGCCCCUCGGCCCGACCACGCCCGGGGGCGGGGCCGGCGCCGCACGUGGCGGCGGGGCAUGCGCGCGCACGGGGGCCGCGUGCGGCGCCGCGUGAGGGGCGGGGCGGUGCCUCGGCCCGCGCUGGCCACGCCCCCGCGCGCGGUCU